This is a messenger RNA of Anopheles cruzii, 711 nucleotides long. RefSeq lists its product as uncharacterized. The transcript is spliced from 2 exons. The coding region runs from base 1 to 711 and encodes 236 amino acids. The record is from RefSeq and is a predicted model, not a curated record. NCBI's taxonomy places the organism in Eukaryota, Metazoa, Arthropoda, Insecta, Diptera, Culicidae.
AUGAAGACAUUGGUGGCGGUGCUUUCGGCGGUAAUACUUGCCGGUGGCCAACAGCUAGUCGAUCCCUACGAUGGUUUGCUGCAGUGGCAAUCACCGCUCGGCCCGGGACUCCUGAAUCCAUACGCCCGGGUUCCGCAUCCACUUCAGCAGUUCGUUCCUUCGCAGCCACCAUUCCUGACUGGUCGACAGCUGCCACCGGUUCCGGUGCCGUUCCCAGCCCAGUAUCCCGCUCUGGCAGGACAGUUCCCAGCAAGCUAUCCACUGCCUCUACCCGUGCCACAGCAGCCGUUACCGGUGCCACCGUUCACCAACUUCCAGCCACCGAUGCAGGUCGUGCGUCACGGACUUCCAUACUCGGACGCAGCCGCAGUGUCCUAUUCGUCCUUGGGCUACGGCAACAACCCCCAGGCAGCGCCAGCGGCCGUCAAUGGGCAGGUGCGUCUGCCUUCGGUCACACUCCAAGCACCACCGACCGUUAAUGUUGCAACACAACCUGCCGGUGUUAGCAGUCCCGUCGGGGUGCCGGUCACCGCUACCGGUGUCCCGUCGGUGGUGAAAGAUAUCGCAUCCUUCGGCACUGGGACGGACAAAUCCGGACCCGUCGCCCGGUACGAAGCGAUCAACGCCGGAUCGGUCCACGUGGCACCGUUGCCGGGGCACACAGUCGAUCAGAAGCUGGUCGCACCGGGGACGACCGAGCAGAAGCUGUGA